Molecule: messenger RNA, 2817 nt
Organism: Wasmannia auropunctata (little fire ant)
Lineage: Eukaryota; Metazoa; Arthropoda; Insecta; Hymenoptera; Formicidae
Product: major facilitator superfamily domain-containing protein 6
Exons: 10
Coding region: 1125-2735 (536 amino acids)
Cellular component (GO): membrane
Molecular function (GO): transmembrane transporter activity
Source: RefSeq, a predicted model, not a curated record
UUUCGUAAUCGCAAGUUCUUUGAGCAAUUUAGAAUUGAUUCUAUUAUAAUUUGAUUUUCACGAUAAUUAUUUUUAUUGAUAAUAGCUUGUAGCGAUAUUAAAUCGCGAAAACCAUCAGUACGUUCCGCGAGAUAUUCGCCUUAUCAAUCUCCCUCGUGAUAAAUCUCGUUUAAGUAAGCAUCAAAAGUGUACAGUGCGCGUCAUUGAACGAUUUAUUAGAUUCACGUGUGUGUCGUACAAUGAUCGAAAUAACGAGGGGCAAUGUUUUGCGCGACGAUCAGUACGUUUAAUGGUCAUUCGAGAUCGCGGUUUUAAGAGAUCAUCCCAUUGUACGGCGCGUCACCAUCAAAGUCACCAUUGUCGCAUCCAUUUAAUUCUGUCGAGCAUAUCGUGAUCGUCGUUUAAUUUUAGUGCAUUGCGUCAGUGCAAGACACGACGCGCUUUCUCGUUAAAAAAGGAAGUAUAGUGCUCGCGUCUAUAUAGUGAACGCUAAGACAUUUAUGACGCGUCAAAGCUCUCGACUGUUGUAUACACAGUCUUCUCAUUUAAGCUGUAUUGUAUUUCACUUACUAAUAUAUAUAUGUUGCAAGCAAUUCCGAUUUCUAGCGCUGCCAAAAUCUGCUGCGUCGAGUUUGAACAAAUUUUGAAACGGCUAAAAUUUUGAUGCCAACAGCAGUAAUAUCAACGCACGUUCUGGAAAGCAGCUUUUUAGUUGCGCUUGCUACUUUCUCCUUGGUGGUUCUCCGUACGUUCCUCUCUGUCGAAGCCUUAAUUAAUAUUCCGGUUUAUUCCUAUCGCGUGCAUCUCGUUCCAUAAGUGCAGAAAGUGCAGCAGGCACAUCUAUUCGAUACACAUAUACAACUGUGGGUGCUUUCAUCGCUCCGACAUUGAAACCGUAUCGCUGAGAGCAUGCGGCCUAUCGAGUGAUUAAGAGCUGGAGGCUCACUCUACGAACGAAAAAUCGUCGGAGUGUGAGCUUGACGCUGAAUGUGCAGGCGACCUGAACACAUUUGCAGCAUGGCGACAAUUUAGCAUGAGAAAACGCCGAAGUAGAUACGUGAGAUAAUGAGCUACGAGAUUUGCUGGGCUUUGUCGAUAUCUGUCUGCACUCAUAAAUAUAAAUCAUGAAAAUUAAUUAUACACAACUGCCUAUAAAGGCGCAUUAUUUCUUUUUUAUGGCUGCUAUGGGUCCUAUAUUGCCGUUUCUGCCAGUUUACGGCAAGCAGCUUGGUGUUUCGCCAUUAAUUAUGGGUAGCAUCACCGCGAUUCUGCCUAUUUUAUUUCUGAUUGCGAAACCAGCAUUUGGCUUUGUCGUGGACUAUUUCCGCGCCUGGAGAAAAUCGAUAUUUAUAGCGCUGCUUGCCGUAACAAGUAGCUGCUAUAUUUUUAUGUACUUUUUACCGGCUCUGCCCGGUCCACUUCUGCCAGAUCACCAGUUUCAAAAUGUUUCCUGUGCGUCUUUACCGUUUUGCGAUAUGGACAAUCAUACUUCAGCAAUGGCAUCGUGUAACGGUAGAAAAGAUACUACAUGUCAUUGGAUAUGCAAGGAUGCGAAUUUUUCUACGAGAUUAUCUUUUCACGAAUUUAAAAAGGAAGCAGAUAUUUCAUCGGAUACCACAUGCUUAUUAAAUAUUGAUGAGAUGCCAUUGUGUCAUGGAGAAACUAUAGUGAACAAUCAUAGCUGUAAUGUUACUUGCGAUAAUUUUGAAGAUAAUCGUUGUCUAUAUACAUCCAUUACCUUCUGGGGAUUCGUGCUCUUAAUGUCUCUCGGUAAUAUCGGUUUUAAUGUUUCCAAUUGCAUAAGCGACGCAAUAUGCUUUGACAUAUUAGGUGAAGGUGGACAAAUGGGGUACGGCAGACAGCGAGUAUGGGGCACAAUCGGUUUCGGUAUAGCAGCACUUUUAGCUGGGUUCACAGUAGAUUUAUGGUCGCAAGGGGAUAUCUACAAAACUUACACACCGGCGUUUCUCCUUGUGCUUGUAUUUACAUCCGUCGAUUUGAUCUGUUGCAGAAAGUUAGAGUUACCGCUCAUGUCAGGCUCGUCGAGCAUAGUGAAAGACAUAUGGACUCUUUUGAAAUUGAAACCUAUUGUUAUAUUUUUAUGUUUUGCCACCCUUGCGGGUAUCUUGGAUAGCUUUAUGAUUUACUUUUUGUUCUGGUAUUUGGAAGAUCUUGCUAUGGCGACCGGUUAUAUGAGCGAAAUUAAAUUAAUAGAAGGUCUAAUCGUAGCCGCACAGACUCUCGGUGGCGAGAUAAUAUUCUUCUCUCUAUCUGGCAAAAUACUAAAGAAAUUUGGGUACGGUUACACCUUUACAUUUUGUUUUGUAUGCUACGCGUUGCGGCUGGGACUAAUAUCUCUUGCUCCAACGCCAUGGUGGGUGUUUCCCGUGGAAUUUUUCAUGCAAGGACCAACAUAUGCGCUUUGCUAUACAACAAUAGUGGCAUACGCGAGCGCAGUAUCACCACCCGGCACAUCAGCUACUGUUCAAGGAAUUGUGGCAGGGAUGGAUGACGGUUUAGGUUUCGCGAUAGGCAGUUUAAUUGGAGGUAUUUUAUACAAGAAAGUCGGUGGUGCAACGACUUUAAAAAUAUUUUCAGUACUAGCGGCAUUUUCUGCAUUCAUGUAUUUUAUUCUUCACAUUUUGUACUUAAAACAUAAAACACCAGACACACGAAAUAAUGUUGAAUGGAGGAAACCUGACGACGCUCAAAAGCACUGCGAUGUAGCUGAAUGAUACGUAUUGCAUUUUAUACAUCAAACCCAGAUAGUACAGAGAGUUCAAAAAGAAUUCAGUCAAAUGUCAUCAAUUUCUGAAA